Messenger RNA from Cloeon dipterum, 3173 nucleotides. RefSeq names its product transmembrane channel-like protein 7. Bases 184 to 2412 code for a protein of 742 amino acids. The record is from RefSeq and is a predicted model, not a curated record. NCBI's taxonomy places the organism in Eukaryota, Metazoa, Arthropoda, Insecta, Ephemeroptera, Baetidae. Gene Ontology annotation, molecular function: mechanosensitive monoatomic ion channel activity. Gene Ontology annotation, cellular component: plasma membrane. The transcript has 5 exons.
UACUUAACGUCUUUGCAAAAAUUUCUUGGGUGUCGACAAGAGCCAUACGUUCUUUUAGCUGCAGAGAACAUAGGCAUGAGGGAACGUUCGGACAUAUUGUAUGCAACAAAAAUGAGCUGCACCACGUCAACAGCAUUUGAUAUAGCUUAAUUAAAUGCAGGAGCUAGAUGUUAUAUUGGAAUAAUGUCGAGUGGCGACGGCUCAGGCUGGGAAAGCUACAGAAUGCAGGCGUGGCAGCAGGUGCGGUACCGCGACAACCACCCUGAGGCAACGGCCUCCACCUCAAAUGCAGCAUCAAUAGAUGCUGGAGCUCACAGGGACGCGGCCGCCCACCUGGCCACCCUGCUGCCUAGCAAGCAAGCGCAGCACACCAUUGGAGAAGUUGCCUUGAACUGGUUAUUAUCAAGUGAAAAUAUUCCUAAUGAGGAACGCGCGUGGGAGGAAAUCAUGCGGAUUAAAGAAAUGCCGGUGAAUAUGGCACAGAAGAAGGAACUAAAAGCACAGUUCAAGAAUGCAAACCAUGGUUUCGAGGAGGUCAAAUGGCAGAGGAAAAAAUUUUGGCAGCGCUGCAAGGCUAAUUUUAAAGAUUUUUUCGGAAAACUGGAGCUUUGGCAGGGAAGUCUGAAAACCAUCGAGGGCAACUUUGGCGUCGGCGUUGUCUCCUUGUUCCUCUUCAUCAAGUGGCUCAUGUUCCUCAACAUUUUCAUCUUCACCCUGACUUUCUUGCUGAUUGUGUUGCCGUCAGCGAUUUUGGAGCCAGGACCGAGCGGGCAAUGCGACCUCGCUGGAAACGACUCGCAAUCAAUCGCGUGCUGUGUCGAGCAAUAUCAAAACUACACGUCGACUAGCAGCGACUUCUUUUUCUUCGACCUGGUGCAGGGAACGGGCUGGAUGGAGAAGACGAUGCUCUUCUACGGCCACUACACGAGUGAAAUUUACACCUUGAACAAUGGUCUAUUCUACGACCUGCCAUUCGCGUACCUGAUCUCGACGCUGCUCUACUUUCUCGUCAGCCUGAUUGCCAUCGUGAAGUCAGCGGCGCGAGGAUUUCGCGAGCGAAUCAUCACGGGUGAGAGCCAAUUCUACUGCAACUUGAUUUUCGCCGGCUGGGACUUUUGCUUCGACAAACCGAAGCGCAUGAUAUACGUGCAAAAAGCAAUCUUCAACGAAAUCAAGGGCUGUCUCGAAGCAGAGCGGCUGCAAACGGAGAGGAAGAUCCCGACCAGGAAGGAAAAAUUUCGGCUGCUGCUUUCUCGAGUCGUGGUCAACACGGGCAUCAUUUCCAUCCUGCUUGCAUCCAUGGUCGCCAUCUACUACGUGUUCACCCUGUCGAGGCAGCUAUUGCGCACCUACGAAAACUCCGAGAGCCGCAUGCUCCUGCUGUUUUUUGAGUUCAUGCCGUACCUGCUGAUCGUCAGCCUGAACCUGCUGCUGCCGCUGCUGUUCACCUUCCUGGUCGACUUCGAGCACUACAGCCCCAUCGUGGUUGUGCGUAUAACCCUGCUGCGCACUGUCUUCUUGCGGUUGUCCACGCUGGGCGUGCUCGGCGCCUCCAUCUACCCAAUUGUUUCGUGCUACAGACAUGACGGCUGCGUCUGCAGGGACGAGGCGCCCCUGUGCUGGGAGACGUACGUCGGACAGCAGUUCUACAAACUGGCCAUGACCAACGCGCUGUCCGGCAUAGCGGUCACCUUUUUCAUCAACUUCCCCAGGGCAAUGAUAGCCAGAUACUUUGAGGGCAACCGCUUCAUCAGUUUCGUCUGCGAGCAGCAGUUCGAGCUGCCAGGCCACGCACUCGACGUCGUUUACAGCCAAACGCUCUGUUGGAUCGGCAGCUUCUACUCGCCGUUACUGCCUGCGUUCGCGGUCGUCCACUGCUUUCUCACUUUCUACGUGAAGAAGUUUGCCUGUCUCGUUAAUAGCAGACCACCGUCGCAAAUUUACAGGACAUCUCGCUCUAACUACAUGUUCAUAUCCGUGCUGCUGAUUUCGUUCGUGGCCGCUGCAAUAGCUGUGGGUUACUCAUUGACAGAAGUGAAGCCGUCCCGCUCGUGCGGCCCUUUCAAGGGCGACGACCCCGUGUGGGUCACACUGUGGCUGUCGUUCAACAAGCUGCCAAGCUGGAUUCAGGGCUUUGCGUCCUUUCUCAGCACGGCCGGCUUCACGCUGCCCAUGAUCGUGCUCCUCCUGCUGGCCCUCUACUACUUCAACUCGGUGACCGCCGCCAGGAGGCAAAUGGCGCUGGUCCUGCGCCGGCAGCUCUUGCUUGAGGGCCAGGACAAGCAGUUUUUGCUUGACCAGCUCAACGUCAUAAUCGAGGAACAGAAACACCGUCAAAAUACGAGCUCAUGGAACGCCCGCUACCCGCAGAAUUUGUCUUUUUGCUCCCGCCGCCGCACAAUGAAGAUUUAAGGAACGAUGUAAAAUAUUAAACGAGAUGAUCAUUUUUUUCUAUCAAGUAUACCAAUACGACUCAUGUGAAAAUAAGUUGACGAAAUUUGUAACUGAAGGAGCUGAAAACCCUGAAAAGAGAGAAUGUAAUAUAUAACUUUUUAUUUUAGUUUCAUAAUUAUAUUUAAUUAACGUGGAAAAGUAGUUAUUACUGUAAUUAGCCUGUUGGGAUAUUUUACAACUUUUAUACAUCAACACAAAAAUAAUCUUAGAAUGGUACAUUUCAAAAUAAAGCGAUAUUGUACUUUUUAGAAUUAAAUGUUGUUUAUUAUUUAAAAUUUAAAAUUGUAUCACUGAGAAGAUGAGUUAAAUUAAUUGCUUUUAUACAUUUUUCGGACUAAACAGAAGGUUUCAAAUUCACAUACAUGUCAUCGACUUUAACAUUAUUGAUUUGAUGAUUAGAAUGAAGGAGUGUUUAGAACUUAAAUAGAAAUCUAGGAGCAUUCUGGAAAAUUAAGAAUUAAUUUAGUUAAAGCUCUGAAUAUGCCAUGCCCCAUUUCGACUAUUCUGAUGUAGUGUUUUCACGUAUAAAAGUUUGUACCAUUACUGCCCGGAAAAUUUGCAAAAUGAAGCAAUGCAUGAUGUCUAUUUAGUAGGCAUUUCGAAGUAGGCAUGUGAAUAUUGGCUUCAUAUGUCAACGUAUUAGUGCUCAAACAGUGCUUUUAAGUCAUCUUGACAGCUGUGGAACAAUUUUUUCCGUUAUGUGCACUAAUAAAAAUGGC